This is a messenger RNA of Ixodes scapularis (black-legged tick), 3000 nucleotides long. RefSeq lists its product as uncharacterized. Bases 163 to 2460 code for a protein of 765 amino acids. The record is from RefSeq and is a predicted model, not a curated record. NCBI's taxonomy places the organism in Eukaryota, Metazoa, Arthropoda, Arachnida, Ixodida, Ixodidae. The transcript has 2 exons.
CCGCCGGAUAUAAAGGGUAGAGCCGUUACCAUAGCCAUCACAAUCCAAUUCAGGUUUCCGGCCCAGUGGCAUUAUUGCGCAUUAUUGUUUUGUUGCGACCGUUUUGAUAUGCGGCGUUGUGGCUGUUCAUUUCUGCAUCGCCAUUACUAAGUCCUCUUGAAGAUGAGCAAACAGCGAAGCACCAAGUUUAAAGACUCAGUACUCAGUGAGGUGGACUCAAAUAAUGAUUUAAUUAGUCUCUGGUGCAAAAAGGGGACUCACAAAACUGAUGCAUUUUGCGUCCUCUGCAAUUCAUCAAUUUCCUGCGCACAACAUGAAGUAGCUGCCAUCAAACGUCACGCAGCAUUGAAGAAACAUGUUGAAGCUGCUGCAAGGCACAGAGAUGAAAACGGAAACCUUCAGCUCCCCAAAUUGGUGCAAGCCGCAUUGGAUUUCUCACAAGGUGCUUCUGGCACAUCACUCCAAGACCAAGUGUGGAAAGCGGAAUCAAUUUUCGCUAUGUCCGUUGUUUCAAAGUCUAUCCCUUUCUCGUGGGGAGACAGUGCUACGGGAAUGUACGAGUGUAUGUUUCCGGACAGCGAGGUUGCUAAGAAGUUUAGCUGCAGCAGGUCCAAGUUAUCACGUAUCGUGCCCGAUGGACUCGGCCCUUACUUCAAGUCCAGAGUUGUGAGUGAGCUGUGCCACCCAAAUGUUUUCUUCUCCGUGAUGAUCGACGAAACCCCAAAGCCAGAGCAAAGAACGCAGCAACUGGAUGUGCUUGUUAGGUACUUUUCUAACAGCCAGCAACAGGUUGUCGUUGAGCAUGUGCAAUCGUACAACCUCGGGUGUGCCACCGCAGAAGUAAUUGUGGGCUGUGUAGAAGACGCGCUGACUGAGCUACCGAAGAGAGGGCUUGUUUGCUUUUUCAGUGACGGGCCUAACGUCAUGAAAAGUGUGAGGAACAAGCUCCAAAAGGAUAUGCCAUCAAGUUUGGUUGACAUCAACAACUGCAACCUUCACAAAGUCCACAAUGCUUUUGCAAAAGGUCUCGAUGCGUUUGGCUCGGAUGUUGAGGAGGUCGUCCGAAACGUCUACUACUACUUCAAAAGCGCUGUUCGUGCUGAAGCCCUCGGAGAAUGUCAGGAGGCUCUAGGGAUUGCUUCUCAUGUGUUUCUGCGUCAUGUCUCCAAUCGCUGGCUCACACUUCAAGAUUCACUGUGUCGUGUCCUAGAACAAUUCAAAGCGCUGAAGUCAUACUUUCACGAGGCAAGCAUGACAAAGCAGCGAGUGGACACUCAGAGUCUUCACAGCAAGCUUGCUGCAGCAUUUUCAAAGAAAGACCUUUAUGCCAAGGUGUUGUUCUUGAAGAACUGUGCCGAGCUUUUUUCUCGGUUUCAGACACUGUUUCAGAAGCAAGAGCCCCUGUUACACAUACUCCACGCGGAGUUGCUGUCUCCAGUCCAGCGAAUCCUCAGCCGUUGUUUGAGGAGUGUAGCCUAUGUGGACAAGAGUGCGGAGGAACUGAAGAAACUCAAUGUGCAGGACUCUACCCUGUGGAAAACCAAACCAGAAGUGGGUAUGGACACUGAGCAGGCAAUGCUGAAAUGGGAUCCAGGUGAAAAGAAGCGGUUACUUCUUGGGGCCCGUGCCUUCUACUUGGCUUGCUCGAAAGACCUCCUGCAGAAGCUGCCUCUUGACAAUAAAGUCCUUCAGCACACAAGUCUCUUGGGAUUGCAGCCCAGCGACGUGGAGUCAGAAGUCCGAUCCUUGCGAUGCUUUGCUUCCCAGCUGCCUCAAGUUCUUGAGAGCGACCACGUGUCAUCACUGGUCGAUGAGUGGCAUAUGCUGAGAUGUGACUCUGCUAACAGCCUUCAGUUGAUGGAAGAUGGACGGAUCGACACUCGUUGGGCUACAGUAUUUCAACAAAAGUGCGCAGCUGGUCAGCAGAAGUACCCACUGUUGUCAAGGCUAGUAAAAGCGCUGCUCUCUCUACCUCAUGGCAACACGGACUGUGAGCGAGGCUUCAGUGAGAAUAAGCAUCUCCUUGAAGGCAGAGCCUCAUUGUGCAUUACGAGCAUCAACGGAUUGCGGCAAGUGAAGACCUACCUGCAGAGGUAUGAUGGAGAUGCCACAAAGGUGCCCCUGUCACCAGACCUUCUGCGAAGCGUCAAAAGAACAAGAGCCCGGUAUGAGGAAAGAAUUGGAAGCAGAGAGGCCGACAUGAAGAGAAAAAAGCCUGACAGCGCACAAGUUGAUGCUGACAACUCGCAUGACAAGCGCUUAAAGAAGCAGUUGGAGGAAAGGGUGAUCUCGUGCCGUGCGUUGCUGAAGAGGGCGGAAGAGACCAUUGGUGCAGGACUGAAGUGCCAAAGCUUGGAAAAAGUAGAAGGUGGCCAAACUAUGUUAGCUGAAGCCAAUGCUACUUUGUCACGCACUCUUUGCGAGCUGGACGAACUGAAAAAGAAAUGCAAAAAGCAUUGAGUCAAUAUAUUUUUUUUUUCACCUGUGAUAUAUAGUCUACAGUCAAAAGGCAAGAAGUAUUAAGCAAUAUUUGAGUUUUCAUCUGUGAUAUUUUGUUACAUAGUUAAGCUUUAGCUGCAAGAAUGUUCUGUCAUAAAUAAAAUGUUUUUCUUAUGGUGAGUUCUUUUCUUUGUAAAUUACUAUAUGAAAUUCAGAUGUUCGUGACACACACAGACAUAUAUAUAUAUAUGGGGGUGAGGUAAGAUUGACAAGGGCAGCCGUAAUAUAUAUAUAGACAUGGCACAGAACUGCUCUAUGUUCAUGCUGCUCCAAAAUGUUUAGUUUUCCUGAUACCAAGGUGCUCCAAAACGAGCUUUUCCCCGCUCCAAAAGGGGAGUUUAUGUGAUACGAAUUGCUCCAAAAUUGGGUUUUUCUUGCUCCAAAACCUAAAAUGGCUGGACCACCACUGCAUCAUGGCAUUCAUUGUCUAUCUGUACUCUGUACAUACUCUUAUCCGCUAAACCAACCAAGCGCAACAUGAAUGCUAGACUCACACUUUUA